GUACUUGGGAUCUUCAUUCUGUCACUAACACAUGUAGAGCAGGGCAGGACUGAAGUACGGCGUUCGUGGGGGGAGAAAGAAGAGAUUACAUUACUCUCGUUUUGUGAAGCCGAAAAACAAAGGUCCGUCUGUUUUGUAUGGAAAUUUCUAAGUGCAUAGUGCAACAUAUUUUUUUCAAGGACAUAUCCCAGUCGCUCUUGAAACAGGCUCGCGCCAGUGGAAAUACAAUCUGAAAACUCCAUUGCCUUACUUCGUGUAUUACUAUCAAUAGAGCGAAAUAUUCCGGAGGACUUAAGAUCUGCAUUUUCUGGUCUUGGGCUGGUGCGUUGUAUCUUGACUUUGUCAUUUGAUUGCGAAUUCAACCCAGUUCCCCGGACUCUCUGUAUUGCUUUUUAAUACAAUAUAAUUGUCCGAGAAGGGUCUGCGCGACAAAUUGUUUCAACACUUACAUUUCAAGGAGACAAAAGAGCUUCUGAGCAGCUUCACCCUGUCUUGUCCAGCUACGGAGAUCAUGGUGAACCCCGGUGGCAGUGCCCAGCCACCCCCGGUUGGAGCAGGGUCCCUCUCCUGGAAGAGGUGCGCGGGCUGCGGGGGAAAGAUCGCAGACCGCUUCCUCCUCUACGCCAUGGACAGCUACUGGCACAGCAGGUGCCUCAAGUGCUCCUGUUGCCAGGCGCAGCUGGGCGAGAUUGGCACGUCCUGCUACACCAAAAGCGGCAUGAUCCUCUGCAGAAAUGACUACAUAAGGUUAUUUGGGAAUAGUGGGGCUUGCAGUGCGUGCGGUCAGUCCAUACCAGCCAGUGAAUUGGUCAUGAGAGCACAGGGCAACGUCUACCAUCUCAAGUGCUUCACGUGCUCCACCUGCCGGAAUCGCCUGGUCCCCGGGGACCGGUUCCACUACAUCAACGGCAGCCUGUUCUGCGAACACGACAGACCCACGGCCCUCAUCAACGGCCAUUUGAAUUCACUCCAGACGAACCCGCUACUGCCAGACCAGAAGGUGUGUUAAAAAGGGAGGUGUUCCAAGAAGCAGGAGGCGUGCCUUCAUUUCCGCCCUCCCUCAUCGCCCCCCCGCGACCUCAGUGCCGGCCCCCCCGCAACCCCCCUCCCCC
Messenger RNA from Anguilla anguilla (European eel), 1112 nucleotides. Its product is annotated as LIM domain transcription factor LMO4. NCBI's taxonomy places the organism in Eukaryota, Metazoa, Chordata, Actinopteri, Anguilliformes, Anguillidae. The record is from RefSeq and is a predicted model, not a curated record. The transcript is spliced from 5 exons. The coding region runs from base 512 to 1009 and encodes 165 amino acids.